AUGGCUGCCGCAGUGAGCUUGUUCGCGUCCGUCGCAUUCGCGGCACAGGCCUAUGCCUUUGACUGGGGGUUCUCCGUCCCGAACACAUUCCCCAAUCUUACGGCCUGUGCUAGCCAGCCUCCCGUCUACUCGUGUGAGAACACGACGGCCAUUACUGACAGUUGCUGCACCCCAACCCCCGGCGGCCAAGUUCUCCAGACGCAGUUCUGGAGCACGUACACGGGCCUCGAAGACCAAGGUCAGUUGCUGCCAAAGGACAGCUGGACAAUUCACGGCCUCUGGCCGGACAACUGCGAUGGUUCAUACAAUCAGUAUUGCGACUUCUCCAGGCAAUACGACCCUGACCCGUCGCCGGCUGUGCUGCCCGAUGGGACGCCGGUCCCUCCGUACAAGGGCCCGUCGGUCGAGACGUUCAUACUCGCCUUCGAGAGGUUUGACCUGCUUGACUACAUGAACAAGUACUGGAUCAAUCAAGGCGCACCGAACGACGUCUUCUGGGCUCACGAGUUCUCCAAGCAUGCGACUUGCACGUCUACGUACGACGUGGCCUGUUAUGGCCCCGACUAUGUAGAACACCAGGACGUCAUCGACUUCUACCUCUCUGUGGUCCGCGCCUUCCAAAAGUACCCUACCUGGGAUAUGUUGGCUGCUUCUGGCAUUUUCCCCUCGAAUAAGACAACCUACAGCUUGAGCCAAAUUCAAAAUGCCCUUACGGCACAGACUGGGUCUAUCCCAUACUUCGGCUGUGGUGGAGAGGACGGUACAAUCCUGGAGGAAGUGUGGUACUUCAACCACGUUCUUGGGACGGAACAAUUCGGCCAGUUCAAGAGCAUCGACUCGACGACUGAGUCGUCCUGCAACACAACGGCGGGCAUUUGGUACUAUGAGAUUACUCCUACAUCCGUUCGAGAAGUGAGGACAGAGCCGUGCUCGGGUUUCUGA
Postia placenta MAD-698-R-SB12 is the source of this 942-nucleotide messenger RNA. RefSeq lists its product as hypothetical. Gene Ontology annotation, cellular component: extracellular region. The record is from RefSeq and is a predicted model, not a curated record. Gene Ontology annotation, molecular function: ribonuclease T2 activity; RNA binding. The coding region runs from base 1 to 942 and encodes 313 amino acids. Lineage: Eukaryota; Fungi; Basidiomycota; Agaricomycetes; Polyporales; Adustoporiaceae. Gene Ontology annotation, biological process: RNA catabolic process. The transcript is spliced from 6 exons.